UCCAUGUAACGAGAGCUUGUAAUCAUGUAUGAAGUAUGGAAAUCGUAUACCUGGAAAGGCCAUCUGGACAGGCACUGCUAGAGCCAACAUUGCCGCGACAUAUGCUCGGCCGAAUGGCACGACUGAAGGGGACUGGGCUCGACGACAUCAGCACCAAACGGUUCUGCAGCAGCAUUGCGAAUUCUUCGACACGGACCGAGAUGGCGUGAUAUAUCCUGUUGAUACCUUUCGGGGCUUUUAUCGCCUCGGGUUCGGCGUCAUCUUGUCCAUACUCUCCGUCUUUAUCAUCCACUCCAAUUUCUCGUACCCGACGCAAUCUUCGUACAUCCCGGACCCCAUGUUCCGCUUGUAUCUCGACAACAUCCACAAAGACAAGCACGGGAGCGACAGCGGAACAUACGACACCGAAGGCCGAUUCGUGCCCCAGAAGUUCGAGGACAUGUUCGCCAAGUAUGCGGAAGGCCGGGAUUACAUGACAAUCUGGGAUGUGACGCGGCUGUGGAAGGGUCAGCGGUUAAUUGCUGAUCCAAUAGGUUGGGGAGGGGCGUAUUUCGAGUGGCUUGCAACGUACAUACUUCUGUGGCCGGAGGACGGUCGCAUGCUGAAGGAUGACAUCCGUGGUGUGUAUGACGGGAGCAUUUUCUACACCAUAGCCAGUCGCAGAGCGAAGAAGUAGAUCUAUAUAGCGUCAUCAUAUCGACGUUCAGCUUUCGCUCGUCCAGCGUAUACUCCGUAGCGCUGGGAUGGGGUCACAACUGGCGGCUAGGACAUUGCUGGCGG
Messenger RNA from Sodiomyces alkalinus F11, 780 nucleotides. Its product is annotated as Caleosin-domain-containing protein. Bases 29 to 676 code for a protein of 215 amino acids. Gene Ontology annotation, molecular function: calcium ion binding; monooxygenase activity. NCBI's taxonomy places the organism in Eukaryota, Fungi, Ascomycota, Sordariomycetes, Glomerellales, Plectosphaerellaceae. The transcript has 5 exons. The record is from RefSeq and is a predicted model, not a curated record.